AUGGAUAUUAAAAAAUUAAUUUUAUUUAUUUUUUUAAUUAUUGGUUUAAAAUGCAGUGUUGUCCAAAGUGAAAGAAAAUGUAAAAUAUCGUUGUUGUUAUCCGGUGAUUUCAACGAUAUGGGCUACAACUUUAUGAUGAACGAUGCACGUAUCAGAACCGAAAGAAUUUUAGGUAUCGAGUCUAUAUAUUAUAAAAACUUGGAACAAUCAAUUGGUUUGGCACAAUGGGCUAUCGAAGAUUCAAUUAGACAGAACGCAAAUUUAAUUAUUAUUUCAUCAGCCAUCCAUACAUCAUUAGGCUUCGAGUAUGCAUCCAAAUAUAAAGAUUCAGACAUUUAUUGGUUUAUCAGGGGUAGAGCUAGACCAACCGAAUAUUUAGAAAAAGUUACAGUAUUCAAUUUUAAUGCAUACGUUUUACAUUAUGCCAUGGGUUAUUUCUCUGGCUUGAUGAGUAAAACCGGUGUUGUUGGUUUCGUUGCACCAGGCCCAAAUAUUUUAUCAGUAUCAAAUGAUAAUUCAUACUAUUUAGGUGCAAGAGCCGCAAAUUCAAGUAUCAAAUUUGUAAAUAUCUAUACUGGCAGUUGGUUAAACCCAGAAGUUGCAUACAAAGCUUCAGAAUUUUUAAUUUCAAAUGGUGCAGACUAUAUUGGCAUGAGUCAAGACGAUAUGAGCGUUCAACAAGCUUUAAUCGAUCAUGGCAGUAUGGGUCUUGGUGAAACCGGUUUCCCAAACAGUUUAAUUUUUGGUGCUGAUGUUGGUGUAAGCUAUAUUACCAAUUGGACCGAUGUAUUUGUAAAAUAUGCAAAUCAAGUUAAUAACGAUAGCUGGACACCAGCCGAUAGUUACUUUACUAGUUUUGCAGAUGGUGGAUCAUUGUUUAUGGAUAAAUACAGUUAUAAAGUUGAAGAUUCAAUUCAAUUAAAAGUAUCUGAAAUGAUUGAAAAGUUAAAAAACGACUCUUUCCAACCAUUCAGAUGCGAUCCAUUAUAUUUAAAUUUAGAAGUACCAAUUGAAAAUGGUAAUUGUGUAGAUGACACUUAUUUCAAAACAAGUAAGGAGUUAAUUAAAAAUGGAAAUGUACAAGAUUAUGGUGUUUAUACAAUCCCAAUCAAAUUUGUUGAUUACCCAAGUUCAUUAAAAUUAGGUGUAACAAUUGUAUCAGCUAUUUCAAUAGUAUUCUGUAUUGUAGCAAUGGGUUUGGUAAUGUUAUUCAGACAUGCUAAAAUUAUUAGAUCAGCCAGUCCUGCAUUCUGUUUAUUAAUUUUAUUAGGUUGUAUCGUUAUUUUCUGCGCUUGUAUUAUAUUUUCACAAACUCCAACUAAAGAGACUUGUCGUACCAGAGUUUGGUUAUUAUCUGUUGGCUUUACAAUCUUUUUAGGUAACUUAUUGGUAAAGAAUUGGAGAAUUUGGUUAUUAUUCGAUAAUCCAAAAUUAAAGAAGAGAACAAUUACCAAUUGGAAGCUUUACCCAUGGGUUGCAGGUAUUUUAGCAGUAGAUAUUUUAAUCUUAGGCCUAUGGACUGGUUUAGGUAAUAUCAGAUCAGAACCACGUGCUGGCAUUGACGGACUUAGCAAAUAUGAAUACAGCGAUGUUUGUACAAACGAUAAAGGCGGUGAUACAAUGUUAUACAUUUUAUUAGUAUUCCAUGGUAUCAAAUUAUUAUUGGCCUGUUUCAUCUCAUUCAAAAUCAAAGCUGUCGAUAUUGAAGAGUUUAACGAAUCAAAACCAAUUUCAACAAGUGUAUAUUUAAUUACCUUCUGUUUAUUCAUUGUUAUUCCAUUAAUGAUUUCACCACAAUCUAUUUCAUCACAAGUUGCCACAAUCUGUAUUUGCUCAAUCUUUGCCACCUUAUUAAGUAUAGCAAUUUUAUUUGGAUCAAAAUUCUACAAGAUGGCAACCAAAGGUUUAGCAUUAAACGAAACUUUCGCCACCAGCACCAAGAGUUCAAGCUUCUCAUUAUCAUUAGAAAAAGAAGAAAAAGAUGAGCAUGUUAAAGAAGAAAUUAAAAAAUCACAAGCUAGUAGUAAUAUAAAUUAUAAUAGUAGAUUAGCUCAUUUCACAUCCGAUGAAAGUGAUAUGGAUGAAAAAUCAAAACAAGAAGAACAAUCAUCACAACAACAAAAUGAUCCAAAUAAUGAGGAUUCAACACAACAACAAGAACAACCACAAAAUAAUAAUGAUGAAGAAAACAAUAAUAACAAUAAUAAUAUAGAAUCUGAAAAGGAUGUUUAA
Dictyostelium purpureum is the source of this 2232-nucleotide messenger RNA. RefSeq lists its product as uncharacterized. The record is from RefSeq and is a predicted model, not a curated record. Gene Ontology annotation, biological process: G protein-coupled receptor signaling pathway. Bases 1 to 2232 code for a protein of 743 amino acids. Lineage: Eukaryota; Evosea; Eumycetozoa; Dictyosteliales; Dictyosteliaceae. Gene Ontology annotation, molecular function: G protein-coupled receptor activity. Gene Ontology annotation, cellular component: plasma membrane. The transcript is spliced from 2 exons.